Geodia barretti is the source of this 264-nucleotide messenger RNA. Lineage: Eukaryota; Metazoa; Porifera; Demospongiae; Tetractinellida; Geodiidae. The record is from the annotation of a GenBank genome assembly.
CAUGGCACUGGCUGUCAGCCCAGUCGAGACACUAUGGGCAAAAGACUCCCUCUUCAGGUAUCUGGAGGCCAUGGAGCAACUGCAGGAGAACCUUGAAGAAUAUGACAAACUGCAGUCACUUACCAAUGAUGUUCUACUGCAAGUGAUGGAUUCUUCCAGAGAUCACUGUUGAACAGAGCUGUACUAUGCAGAAACUAAUAAUGCAUUCAGCACAGCUAUGAUCUGUAUACUUAUACCACUCUGUACACACAACACACAUGCCAC